GGAACAGAGCCCCCGCGCCGCGCCCGGGCCCCGCUGCGCCAGAAUGUCUUCCACCGAGAGCUCGAGUCGCCCAGCGGACAAGUCGCCGCGCCAGCAGGUGGACCAACUGCUCGUGGGGCUGCGCUGGCAGCGGCUGGAGGAGCCACUGGGCUUCAUCAAAGUUCUCCAGUGGCUCUUUGCUAUUUUCGCCUUCGGGUGCUGUGGCUCCUACAGCGGGGAGACAGGAGCAAUGGUUCGCUGCAACAACGAAGCCAAGGAUGUGAGCUCCAUCAUUGUCUUGUUCGGCUAUCCCUUCAGGUUGAACCGGGUCCAGUAUGAGAUGCCCCUCUGUGACGAUGAGUCCACCUCCAAGACCAUGCAACUCUUGGGGGACUUCUCUGCCCCCGCCGAGUUCUUCGUGACCCUGGGUAUCUUUUCCUUCUUCUACACCAUGGCUGCGCUGGUGUUCUACCUGCGCUUCCACAACCUCUACACAGAGAACAAGCGCUUCCCGCUGGUGGACUUCUGCGUGACUGUUUCCUUCACCUUCUUCUGGCUGGUAGCUGCAGCUGCCUGGGGCAAGGGCCUGACCGACGUCAAGGGGGCCACACAGCCAUCCAGCCUGACCGCAGCCAUGUCCGUGUGCCAUGGAGAGGAAGCAGUGUGCAGUGACGGGGCCACGCCCUCCAUGGGCCUGGUCAACAUCUCUGUGCUCUUCGGCUUUAUCAACUUCUUCCUGUGGGCUGGGAACUGUUGGUUUGUGUUCAAGGAGACCCCAUGGCACGGGCAGGGCCAGGACCAGGGCCAGGGCCCCAGCCAAGAGAGUGCAGCUGAACAGGGAGCCGUGGAGAAGCAGUAAGCAGCCCCCACCCAGCUAUUCCCGAACAGGACAGCACCUCUUCAACCACCUCCGGCUUCCAGGACCUCCCUCUUCUUCCUUCUCCAACUCCCCUCCCCCACCAUUCUGGGCUUUGAGCUUUGAGAAGUCACCGAUGGAUGGGCAGGCAGCAGCUGUCGGAAACCUGGGCAGCCCUCCCAGUGGCUUCCUGUCCCCCCUCCUGCUGGAACCCCAGAUGGCAGGAACUCAGUGCUUCUUGUCUACUGUCUGGACCUAGGCAUCUUACUUGGGGUCGACAGACCCUCACAGCCUCUGCUGCAAGUGAGGGUUGAGGGCAGGAGACCAGAGUCCUGAGACUGGUUCCUAGCAGCCACCUCUAUCAACCUGUCCAGCUUCAAUAAAAGUAGGGGAAGGGAAAAUUGGCUGGCAGCCUUCUCCCUGGUCCCUUGCAUGGAGGGCCCACCAGUGGUUUAGAGACCCCUCUGCAAUGGAUGCCAUCUAGGCCCCGUGCCUGCACUGAUCUCUAGACAGCCAUAGCUCAAUAUGCUUCCCACUCUGUCCUCUGCUUGCCACUCAGCCUACCAUGUGUGAACCUGGGAGGCCCACUAGCCUGGAAAACAGCCUUCAGAGGGUCCCGAUGAGGCCUCAGACUCAGUGGGGAGCAGAUAAAUUGCAACUGCUUUAAAAUUCAAGAAACUAAAGCCAGGAAAUUUGUUGAGGUGUCAGUUUCUUCUAUACCCACAGUCCUCCUGCCCCUCCAAGCUGGGGCUCUUUCCACCAACACUCUAAACUCACACUGGCCCUAAACUCCCUACCUUCCUCUCUGUCCUCCUUCGUGGGCUUGGCUCACACUUGGGACACAACAGGAGGGGUCUAGGAGCAUGCCCAUCUCAGCCUUCCCCCAAUCUCUCUGCCCAUGUCCCUCCCCCCGCCUCUUGGAUCUGAGGCAUUCAAGAUCCUUUUCCAAGUCUGGCUAGGCUUUCCUUUCAUUCCUGUGGAGCCAGACAGGGGUUUUGGAAGGGCUGAAAGGACCAUCAGGAGGCUAAGUUGCCCAAGAACCCCAGAACAUGGAUGGAUGGGCCUAUUUCAUCCUCAUUCUCUGCCCCCACCCCCACCACUGCUCCUUCUCUGUCCCUUAUUUUAUACUUCCCCUUUUCACCUUAGAAAAGACACACCCUCUCCCUUUGCCCUCCCUCCUCAUCUCUCUCAGGCUCUACACCCCCACCCCGUCCAGGGCAGCCCGAUGCUAUUGGUGCUUCUUCACUUCGGGACCCAGUUUCAUAUUUGUCUUUGGUAUGUCUCCUCUUCCUGAUACCUCCUUCAGUCUGUCUCCAGACCCCAGGGCCUAAGACACAGUGCCAACUAGGUAAGGGCCAUCUGUCCCCUACCCAGCUCCUACCCAGUCUGUCCUGGCCAUAGGACUGCCCAGGGAAGGAUGAAGAAGGUUGAAUCCAGACAUUUUCCAAUCCAAUGCCAAUUAGCCCAUUAUCAUCCCAAAGGCGAAUGUACCCUGUGCCAGUCUCUGCUCAGGACUGAGUCAACCCCUCCCACCUCACCUCCCUAAACACCAUUCAUAAGAACAUGUGCAUUACUGGGGCACCCAGGAGUCAGGACCUUUGCCUUUGAGCCAAUCAUUUCUUCCCUGGGGCUGAGUACCCCCCCCCUUCACAGGGGGGUAGAUUUACACCCUCAAAUGCUGCAGAAUCCAGUUCAAGACUUAGAUUUUUUGUUGUUGUUUUUAUUUGGGGGAAGGAAUUUGAGGAGGGAAGAGAGGAGACAGGGAUGAGUGUUUCU
Messenger RNA from Molossus molossus (Pallas's mastiff bat), 2611 nucleotides. It is a transcript of the gene SYPL2, whose product is annotated as synaptophysin like 2. The transcript has 6 exons. The coding region runs from base 44 to 838 and encodes 264 amino acids. The record is from RefSeq and is a predicted model, not a curated record. Lineage: Eukaryota; Metazoa; Chordata; Mammalia; Chiroptera; Molossidae. Gene Ontology annotation, cellular component: synaptic vesicle; synaptic vesicle membrane.